Molecule: messenger RNA, 4534 nt
Organism: Nelumbo nucifera (sacred lotus)
Lineage: Eukaryota; Viridiplantae; Streptophyta; Magnoliopsida; Proteales; Nelumbonaceae
Product: protein SUPPRESSOR OF MAX2 1-like
Molecular function (GO): ATP binding; ATP hydrolysis activity
Source: RefSeq, a predicted model, not a curated record
CCAUCGUUGGAGUGAGAGAAGGGUGAGUUUGAAGUAAAAUUUUUUACUUUUUUUCAAAGAAAGAAAUUUUUUAGGUAAAAAAGGGGAGUCAAUGGAGCCAUGCAGAGAAGGAGAGAGAGAGAGAGAGAGACUAAACUGAACUGAAUCGUAAGUGGGUUUUUGGAUGGGGUUCUUUAUGUGGUUUUAGAACAGGAGGAGCAGAGUUCCAUGAAAAAGAGGGGAGAACGCAGAAGAGGCAGUUCAGAAAUCCUAAGAGAGAAUUUUCACUAAACCCAAAAUCUUUACGGUGUAAAUACAUCUAAAAUUGCGCGCUAAUCUUUUGCAUCUCUCUCCUUCUGUGGACUGCUCAGCUAAAAACGGUUUUGAAGUUGAUUUGGGUUCAGUAAUAAAAGGGUAGCUUUGGUUUUCUUUGUUCUUUUUGGGUUGCUUUCACUGUUAAUUUUUUCUGGGUUUUCUUGUUUUGGUAGUUUGGAGGGAUGUAUGUGUGUAAUUGAAUUAGAAAAGGACGGUGGUUUAUCUUUUUUCAGGUUGUGAUGAGAAAAGGAGAAAAAGAAGAAGAAAAAUGCCGAGUUUUUAUGUGAAAGAUGAGAUCUGAGGGGUUCCUUUUUCUCAGCCUUCUCUCGUUCAUGUGUGCGUAUGAGAGUUUUAUGUGUUUAUCGAGCUAGUGUUUACGGUGAGAAAUAGAGAUCUUUUUUUUGAAGAAUGAAUUUUCGAUGAAAGUGCGACUUUGUCCACUGGUAAGCGUUCACACCUUACGCAACAAAAUCCCAGAACAACAUUCGAAGGAAAGCCCUCCACUUGUACUUGUUUGCUGGAGAUAAGGGAGGAGAACAAGACCCAUUGAAGAUAGGGAGGAGAUCAGAAAAGGAGCAAGACGACGCAGGGGUUGAAGUUGAGCUGUUUUUUGUUGAUUUUCUGGGUCUAAAAUGAGAAUGAGUUAGAUGUCUUUGAUGCUCUUGCUGGACUUGAAGGAUUUCAAGUACGGUUACUGGGUUUUUGAAUAAACAGAGGAAAAGAGAUUGGGAUUGAGGUUUCUGGGUGCAAUUUAGAAUUGGGUUUUAAGUUUGGAGGAAAAAAAAAAAAAAAAAGAAGAGAAUCUGACGAGGUUUAGAGAAGCUUUUAUUGGGUUUGUCUUUUUUUCUGUAUUAUUAGGUGUUGUUUCAGAGUUUGUGUGUCUGGGUUUGAAUUGGUAGGAGGGGUUGUUUGAUUUUCCGAUUAGCCUUCUUUGUAAUCAUGAGAGCUGGAUUGAGCACGAUCCAGCAAACUCUAACGCCGGAGGCUGCGAGUGUUCUCAACCACUCGAUUGCCGAGGCUGCUCGCCGGAAUCAUAGCCAGACCACCCCGCUUCAUGUCGCGGCUACCCUUUUGGCUUCGCCGUCUGGUUACCUUCGCCAAGCAUGCAUCCGAUCCCACCCCAAUUCGUCCCACCCACUACAGUGUCGAGCGCUCGAGCUCUGCUUCAGCGUCGCCCUUGAGCGUCUUCCGUCCGCGCAGAACCUCACUCCUGGACUUGAGCCCCCAAUCUCCAAUGCUCUCAUGGCUGCCCUCAAACGUGCUCAAGCCCAUCAACGCCGGGGAUGUCCUGAACAGCAGCAGCAGCCUCUCCUGGCUGUUAAGGUGGAACUGGAGCAGCUCAUUAUUUCAAUCCUCGAUGACCCGAGCGUGAGCCGUGUCAUGCGAGAGGCAAGCUUCUCAAGCCCUGCUGUAAAGGCCACUAUCGAACAGUCUCUGAAUGCUUCAAGUUCUGUCAAUUCCUCCACAAUUGGAUGCGGAUUGGGUUUCCGUCCAGCGCCCCCGACGAAAACGACGAUGACAGCAGCACCGAACAGGAAUUUAUAUCUGAAUCCCAGAUUGCAGCAGGGGAAUUCUCCUCAAACGGGGCAGCAAAGAGGCGAGGAUGUGAAGCGGAUUAUUGAUAUUUUGCUGAGGACGAAGAAACGGAAUCCGGUUCUUGUCGGAGAGGCAGAGCUCGACACAGUGACGAGGGAACUGUUACAGAAGAUUGAGAAGAGGGAGGUGGGUGACGGGCCACUUAGGAAUGUUCAGGUAAUCUCCUUGGACAAAGAAAUUGCUUCUGAUAGAACAAAAAUUACUGCGAAGCUCAAGGAGUUGGACAGUUUGAUUGAGAGCCGAAUCAGUAUCAGCAAUGGUGGUAGCGUGAUUCUUGACUUAGGAGACCUCAAAUGGCUUGUGGAGCAGCCGGUGUGUCUUGGAGUUCCUGGUUCAGCGGCUCCAGUGCAGCAGCAAAUUGUAUCUGAAGCAGGGAGAGUUGCGGUGGCAGAGAUGACAAAGCUAUUGGCGAAGUUCGGUGAAGGAAACUGCCGGCUGUGGUUGAUCGGGAUGGCGACUUGUGAGACUUAUCUGAGGUGCCAGGUCUAUCACCCUUCAAUGGAGAAUGACUGGGAUCUGCAAGCAGUUCCAAUUACUGCAAGAACCCCUCAACCAGGGUUUUUUCCAAGGCUUGGGAGUAAUGGCAUUCUGAGCAGUUCGGUUGAAUCUCUUGCCCCUUUGAAGAGCUUUCCAACUGCAACUACUACACUGCAAAGGCGUCCACCCUCUGAAAACAUGGAUCCUGCUCAAAGAACAAGCUGUUGCCCUCAAUGCAUGGAGAACUACGAGCAAGAGCUAGCAAAGCUUGUAGCUAAAGAGGUUGACAAAUCUUCUUCUGAGGCCAAACCAGAAAAACCGCAGGCACCAUUGCCCCAGUGGUUGCAGAAUGCGAGGGCAAACAUAAAAGAUCAGUCAGAGACCAAGGAACAAGAAUUGAUAUGGAAACAGAAAACUCAAGAAUUACAGAAGAAAUGGAAUGAUACUUGCUCACGCCUUCAUCCUAGUUUCCAUCAAAAUGUCAACCCUGAGAGAAUGGCUCCAACUCCAAUUCCAAUGACAAGCUUGUAUAAUCCAAAUCUGUUGGGACGCCAGCCCUUCCUGUCCAAGUUACAACUAACCAGAAACCUUGGAGGAUCCCUGCAAAUGAGCCAGUGCCAGGAUCCAACCCAACCAUCUGAACCUGCAGGUACCUCACCAGGGAGCCCUGUAAGAACAGACCUUGUUCUUGGACGACCAAAGGUUACUGAAAGCUCACCGGAUAAAACCCACAGUGAACGCAUAAAAGACUUUGCUGGCUGCAUCUCUUCUGAACAGGACAAAUUCUCUGAUUGGAAGAAGGAUAAACUUAUUAGCCUGUUGGAUGCAGAUUCAUUCAAGAGACUCCUCAAGGGACUAACAGAGAAGGUAGGGUGGCAGCCAGAGGCAGCAAAUGCAGUAGCUACUACUGUGACACAGUGCAAGUCUGGCAAUGGAAAAAGGCGGGGUGUUGGCACAAAGGGUGACACAUGGUUAUUGUUUACAGGUCCUGAUAGGGUUGGCAAGAAGAAGAUGGCAUCAGUUCUGUCAGAACUGAUGAGCAGAGGCAGUCCAAUCACAAUUCGUCUUGGUUCACGAUCUAACAAUGAUGAGGAAUCAGAGAUAAAUUUCCGUGGAAAGACUGUAAUUGAUAGGAUAAUGGAAGCUGUGCGGAGGAAUCCCUUCUCUGUGAUUGUGCUUGAGGACAUUGAUCAAGCAGAUAUUCUCAUACAUGGGAGCAUCAAGCGGGCAAUUGAGCGAGGUCGGCUUGCAGAUUCUCAUGGCCGUGAGGUCAGCCUUGGGAAUGUGAUUUUCAUCUUGACUGCAAAUUGGUUGCCAGAAAAUCUCAAGAGCUUGUCGAAUUGCAUUCCAUCCCAUGAGGAGAAGCUCGCAAAUGCAGCGUGCAAUGACUGGAAAUUACAACUAUCAGUUGUUGAAAAGACGAGCAAGCGCAGGCCUGACUGGCUGCAUGACAACGAGAGACUCACAAAGCCAAGAAAAGAUGGAUGUCCUGCUCUAUCAUUUGAUUUGAACCAAGCUGCUGAAGCUGAGGAUGAUCUAGCACAGGAGUCUUGCAAUUCUAGUGACCUCACUGUUGAGCAUGAACAUGAAAAUGGCCUCAUAAACAAGCAAUUCACAAUGACCUCAGUGCCAAAGGACCUGCUUAACUCUAUAGAUGAAUCCAUUGUCUUCAAGCCGGUCGACUUUGGCCCACUUCGGAGCAAGAUCUCCAGCACCAUUACCUCAACAUUCAAGGCCAUUCUUGGUGACCGGCAGUCAAUUGAAUUUGAUGACGAUACGCUCGACAAAAUUGUUGGUGGGGUGUGGUUCGGCAACACUGAGUUUGAGCAUUGGGCAGAGAACGUCCUAGUCCCUAGUUUGCAGCAGCUGAAAGCUAGUUUAUCAUCCCCUGCCGUGGGCACCAAUGACAGCAUUCUUGUAAAGCUUGCCUCAACCAGAGACUCAGAGAAUCGGAGUGCCGGUGAUUGGCUGCCGAACAAGAUCACGGUGACCGUGGAAGGUCUGUAAUGAAGGUGGGUGGUUACUGGUUAGAAUUGGCAAAUUUGGAACUUCUGGAUUCUGGUCUGGUGGAGAUGUAAAUAUCUCUCAACUGAGGGGGACUAUAGCAAGGCAUUAAGCAUUUCAAGGGGUUAAAGAGUAAAAGAACAAAGGCCAUAGAGAAGAAAAA